AAGGCGGGAAGAAAGGAUCUCUGCAUUCUGAUUGGUUGCUAUGCGGUAGCGUUGCCGGCUACGCCCCGGCCCUGAUUGGUUGCCAAGAGGGGAGGUUUAAGAGGCAGAUCGGCGGCGUGGGGGAGCCAUGGGUCAGCCGGCCAAGGUUUUACAGCUCUUUAAAACACUGCACAGGACCAGACAACAGGUUUUUAAAAAUGAUAGGCGAGCAUUAGAAGCAGCCAGAAUAAAGAUAAAUGAAGAAUUCAAGAAGCAUAAAAGUGAGACCUCUCCAGAGAAAAUAAAAGAGGUGAUGAAAAUAGGUUCCGACGUGGAACUGCUGCUCAGAACAUCUGUUAUCCAAGGCGUUCACACUGACCACAACACGCUGAAGCUGGUCCCCAGGAAAGAUCUUCUUACAGAAAAUGUGCCGUACUGUGACGCGCCAACCCAGAAGCAGUAAAGCUUCCAGGACAAAACUCGCCUCUGCUCCUCCCACUUUAAAUAUACACCUGGCAAAGGUCCUCAGCAUGCACGCUUCUCUCUGCAGCGGCACGUUGCAAAUGAGUGACAGGCUGA
This is a messenger RNA of Acomys russatus (golden spiny mouse), 558 nucleotides long. RefSeq names its product LYR motif containing 7 (gene Lyrm7). The transcript has 5 exons. Bases 128 to 442 code for a protein of 104 amino acids. Gene Ontology annotation, biological process: mitochondrial respiratory chain complex III assembly. The record is from RefSeq and is a predicted model, not a curated record. NCBI's taxonomy places the organism in Eukaryota, Metazoa, Chordata, Mammalia, Rodentia, Muridae.